AACAACAAUUGUUAGAUAUUCAUAAUUUCAUAUCUUAAAAAUCAAAACGUGACUGUUAUUAAUUUUUUAUUUUAUAUAUAUUUAUUAUUCUCCUUGUUUUCAUCAUUAAUAUGAAUUCUACGGAUAAUAUGGUGUACAAUGUCAUAGCUGCUGUUUCAAAGAAUGGAGGUAUUGGCUACAAGGGUAAUCUACCAUGGAGAAUUAAAAAGGAAAUGGAAUAUUUCAAUCGAAUGACUACUCAGGUGAAUCAAUCAGGCGUUCAAAAUGCAGUUAUAAUGGGUCGUUGUACUUGGCAAUCAAUUCCAGAUAAAUAUAGGCCACUUAAAGGACGAAAAAAUGUAGUAAUCUCUAAAACUUUAAAAGGUGUACCAGAAGGUGUAUUACUUUAUCCAAAUCUUAAAGAAGCCUUAAAAUCAUUAUAUUUAAAUGAUCAUGUUGAAAAGCUUUGGGUAAUUGGUGGUUCAGGUUUGUACAAUGAAGCUAUUAAUGACAAAAAUUGCAAGAAAUUAUAUAUUACAAAAAUUGAUCAGGAAUACUUGUGUGAUACUUUUUUCCCUGAUUUUGAUCUUAAUGAAUUUGAAGAAAUAAAUGAAACUAAUGUACCUAAAGAAAUUCAAGAAGAAAAUGGUAUUAAAUAUGAAUUUAAAGUAUUCAAGAGGUUAUGAUCUUUGAAGUAAAUUAUAUUGGUAUUGUCAUAUUUAUACAUGAAUAAUAGGCACCUAUGUAAUUAUGAAUAUAUU
Messenger RNA from Rhopalosiphum maidis (corn leaf aphid), 740 nucleotides. It is a transcript of the gene Dhfr, whose product is annotated as dihydrofolate reductase. Gene Ontology annotation, molecular function: NADP binding; dihydrofolate reductase activity. The record is from RefSeq and is a predicted model, not a curated record. Gene Ontology annotation, biological process: dihydrofolate metabolic process; folic acid metabolic process; glycine biosynthetic process. The transcript has a single exon. Gene Ontology annotation, cellular component: mitochondrion. Lineage: Eukaryota; Metazoa; Arthropoda; Insecta; Hemiptera; Aphididae. The coding region runs from base 111 to 665 and encodes 184 amino acids.